This is a messenger RNA of Sorex fumeus (smoky shrew), 1054 nucleotides long. RefSeq names its product RNA 5'-phosphate and 3'-OH ligase 1 (gene RLIG1). Gene Ontology annotation, biological process: response to reactive oxygen species. NCBI's taxonomy places the organism in Eukaryota, Metazoa, Chordata, Mammalia, Eulipotyphla, Soricidae. The transcript is spliced from 7 exons. The record is from RefSeq and is a predicted model, not a curated record. Bases 52 to 1029 code for a protein of 325 amino acids. Gene Ontology annotation, molecular function: RNA ligase (ATP) activity.
UGUCGUCGCGGGUCCUGUCCCACUGCCGCCGCGCAGCCCGGGAGCCCCAGCAUGAGGCGCCUGGGGUCGGUGCAGCGGAAGAUGCCGUGUGCGUUCGUGACGGAAGUGAAAGAGGAGCCGGCCAGCAAACGGGAGCAGCAGCCGUUUAAAGUUUUGGCAACCGAAACUAUAAAUCACAAGGCAUUAGAGGCAGAUAUAUACAAUGCAAUACCAACAGAAAAAGUGGAUGGAACAUGUUGUUAUAUUACUACCUACAAAGGUCAACCAUACCUAUGGGCUCGGUUAGACAGAAAACCUAACAAACUCGCUGAGAAAAGAUUUAAAAACUUUCAGCAUUCAAAACAGAGCUCAAAAGAUUUUUUUUGGAAUGUUGAGGAAGACUUCAAACCUGUUCCAGAGUGCUGGAUACCAGCGAAGGAAAUAGAACAGUUAAAUGGGAACCCAAUGCCUGAUGAAAAUGGACACAUUCCUGGUUGGGUACCAGUAGAAAAGAGCAACAAACAGUAUUGCUGGCAUUCUUCAGUAGUUAAUUAUGAACUUGGGAUUGCUUUGGUACUGAAGCAUCAUCCUGAUGAUCUUGGCCUUUUGGAAAUUAGUGCAGUGCCCUUAUCAGAACUCUUAGAACAAACACUGGAGCUUAUAGGAACAAAUAUUAAUGGAAAUCCAUAUGGAUUAGGAAGCAAGAAACAUCCAUUACAUUUUCUUAUACCACAUGGAGCAUUUCAAAUAAGAAAUCUGCCUCCCUUAAGGCAGAGGGAUCUAUUGUCCUGGUUUGAAGGUUGCAGAGAGGGUAAAAUUGAAGGAAUAGUGUGGCAUUGCAGUGAUGGCUGCUUAAUCAAGGUUCAUCGCCAUCAUCUCGGUUUAUGCUGGCCAAUUCCAGAUCCUUAUAUGAAUUCAAAACCAGUUGUCAUCAACAUGAACCUAAACAAAUAUGACUAUGACUCUGAUACUAAAAGUUUGUUUUAUUAUUUUUCAAAAAUAGAUAAUCAGAAAUUUAGUAGGCUCAGAGAUAUAAUACUUGAAGUAUAAACUGGAAAUGCAAUUAAAUCCAGCU